Molecule: messenger RNA, 1197 nt
Organism: Pyricularia oryzae 70-15
Lineage: Eukaryota; Fungi; Ascomycota; Sordariomycetes; Magnaporthales; Pyriculariaceae
Exons: 2
Coding region: 1-1197 (398 amino acids)
Biological process (GO): tRNA wobble position uridine thiolation
Cellular component (GO): cytosol
Molecular function (GO): tRNA binding; sulfurtransferase activity
Source: RefSeq, a predicted model, not a curated record
AUGGCGGAAAUGGCCGACGUGGGCUCUGUCGAUGGCAGGCCCUGCAAAAGAUGCAAGGAGAGACCAGCUGUCCAAGAAAUUCGGACUGAUGCUGUUUGUGGACCAUGUUAUUGCUCCUUCAUCCAAGUCAAGGCAGCCAAGCGGCUCGAGGUCCUGACCCGCGAGAGCAGGGCCAGCGGCGCCACCAAGCGGGGCAAGGCCGACUACACAGUCGGCUUGUCGUUCGGCCCCUCGUCCGCGGCCAUGGUGCAGCUUCUUGACGUGUUUGAAGGGAGGCGCGCCGAGAAGAACCAGCGCCCGCCCACUACAAAGUACACGCCGAUAACGACAAAGAUCCAUGUGGUCCACGUCGACACGGACCUGCCAGCAGCAGGCGCCGCCCUGCCACCCUCGGACCUGCUCCAACGCUGGGCAGAGAGGUAUCCAAGGUUUGUGUUCCGCAGCGUGCCCCUGACCGCCGCGAUCGGGCUGAGCAGCAUCGACUGGGCUGCGCUGCCGACCCUCAAGGAAGGGUGUCGCCCCGAGGAGCAGCUGAGGCACCUGUUCGAUAACCUCCCGUCGGCGACGUCGGCCGCGGACCUUACGCGGCUCUUUGUGCGGCACGUCCUCAUGGCUGAGGCGGUAAGGGAGGCGUGCUGCGCCCUGCUGCUCGGCAACAGCACCACAUCUCUGGCGGCGCUGACGCUCUCCGAGACGGCCAAGGGCAGGGCCUUCUCCCUCCCUUGGCUGAUCAAUGACGGGGCGCAUUCCAUAACCGACUACUCGGUCGGGCCAGAAAGAGCAGAGGAAACAGGCUCGCACAAGAUGUUGGUGUACUUUCUGGUCCGAGAGCUCUACCGCAAUGAGCUUACUACGUACACCGAGCUGGCGGGCAUGGACACGAGUCUCAUCAUCGAGGACACAUCCGCUGCCAAUCCCAUCAUCUCGCAUAAACAUCAGACCAUCGACGACGUUAUGACGCGCUAUUUUCGAGAGGUGGAAGAAAAUUUCCCAUCGGUCGUAGCGAAUGUCGUUCGGACGACGGCAAAGCUAUCGAGAGACGAACCAAGUGAGAGAUGUGGUCUCUGCGGCGUGGCCAUAGACGCCACAGGUAACGAAAGAUGGGCAGGGGAGAUGGGUGAUACUACCGACGGGGAGGCUGAAGCACAGGGAAGCAGCAAGCUAUGCCACGGUUGCCAGAGAUCUGUCAAUGGGUAG